Molecule: messenger RNA, 774 nt
Organism: Annulohypoxylon truncatum
Lineage: Eukaryota; Fungi; Ascomycota; Sordariomycetes; Xylariales; Hypoxylaceae
Exons: 2
Coding region: 77-739 (220 amino acids)
Source: RefSeq, a predicted model, not a curated record
GGGGUAUGCCUGGAGUCCUUGGAAUGAGAGGCAAGGCAGUGUGAGUCCGGGAAAAGGGAAGUCAAUACAUUUGGAAAUGUUCAAUCGUGAGAGAACUGCGAGCAGAAGAGGUCGAGAGCGUCGUAGUCUUCGAAGAAGACGUAGACAAGUCGCCCGAGCUAACGCCAACACGACAUCAACAACUAACGAGAUACAACACACCAUUAACAUUUCAAACCAACCUAAUCAACAGUCUCAAAACUCGACUAGCAUUGAAAGGACUACGGAUAGCCGUAAUGGACAUGACACUCACCCUCCGCAGGCCCAUCACCAAGAUCCUAGUGAUCGCGAAGCGCCUUCAAUAUUUCUCAAUAGCGAAAAUAGGGGACAGUCAACCUACGAUGCAUAUUCUUCUGAUGCCCGCUCUGUAUUAUAUGCCCAAUUGGACCAACGAAAUACGAAUGGCUACAGUCACCCGAAUUUAGAAGACUCUUACCUCUAUCCGAGCCAAACCGAAAGGCACCAGGAGGCUUCUACGUAUAACAGCUUAGGACAAUACGUAGCUCAGCAGGAGCUUGAUAACAACUAUGCUUUGGAAUCGUGGAGAUCACAAUCAGUGUAUGAAGAACCUCUUCGAGUUCUGCCAGACUUGUCUGGCCCCGGCACUUUAGAUUGUGCGCUAGGGAGUUGGGACAGCAAUGACCAGAACAGUGAUGCGGGAGCUACGGGGGGCAUAACACCUGAUAGAUGUUAUGAUUGAUGAAGCUAGGUACAUAGCUAGACGAUAGAAAGCGU